AUGGCACGGUACCUUGACGUCAAGCAGGAUGACGAACUCUUUGCUGCACGUCUGCAGGAAGUGAAUAGAGAGAUGGAUACGCUACUGCAUAAGACCUCACGGACGCGCCACGAGAUGGACCGCACCGCCGAAGAGGUACGCAUGGGUGUUCCGCUACACUUCUAUCCCAUGGCAGGGGUAAACACAGUUGGCAGCUCCGCGCAGCGCUUCAAUCUCCUUCACCAGACGGCCUCCAUCGACGAUGGCGGUGUGAUAAGCAAUGCUUUGCAAAAUGAUCUCACGCGCGGGGUGGUGUCCGCGGAACUCACGCAGUGGAUGCGCACGCACCUCCCCACCCUUGUCGCACCUCUCGUGGACGUGCAGGUGCAGCGACACCUGCAACAACUACGCACCACCGUCGAGGAUGUGCAGUCACGCCAGGCACAAGUCGAACAAAGCUUCAAGGAGACAGCAGAGCAGCUGCGGGCACAUCGACGCGAUAUGCAAUCAGGCCUCGCCGCAAUGCAACGGAGUGUGCAACAUGACUUGGAUGAGCAUCAACACACCCUGGAAAGCCGUCUGAACACGUGGAAGGAGGAGAUGCAGCGUGUCAAGGAUGAUAUACGAACACUGCAGGAGCAACGUCGGGGGGAGACGGGGCGGGUUGACCGACGAAUGGACGAGUCGUUGCAGCGUGGACAGCAACUCAUGCAGGACACGUUUGCGAAUCUCGAGCGCGACCUUCAGCGGUGGCGCCAAUCUCUGCAAAGAGACGUGGAGCAGGACACACAGGUCGUACGCACCCAACACGACUCGCUGGAGGGACACGUGGCGCAGCUGCAGGGCGCGCUGUCGAGCACGGCGAAUAUGGCAACCCGCUGCUCGACGGAGAUUCAGCGUUUGAUGGAAGCCUCGGUGGCCCGCUCCAGUGAGGUGCGCCUGUGCCGGCGAGAUGUGAAUCGUCUGGAGAUGCUGAUGCAGUGCACGGCGUUGCAAACGGCUACUGGGCUGAAAGUGCCUGCGGCUGGUGCUGCUGGUGCUGAGAGUGGUGAGAGGGACAAUGCAACGAGUAAAAAUAGUUUAUCCGAGGAGGGUGGUGACGGCAGCGCACCUGCUCACCAAGCUGUGGUAGCGCUCACCCAGGAAGUCGCGCACAUCAACGAUAAGGUGCAGGCGGUGGUGGACCGCAUGGACGGCCUUGAUCGACAGGUACGCCAGCUGGACGUUGCACUGGUACGGGGGAUAGCAGUAGCGAUGCCGCGCAGCUCCUUCAUAGACAUUGGGCAGGACACGGCGGAGGAAAGCCUAUUCGGCCGCAGCGUUGCGUCGACGCGUCACCCAAGCAACAGCCAGCUCUCCAGCGUGCACACCAGUCGUAGCGGCUUCAGCAACGUGCGUCACAUCCCUAGCCAAACCUCAGCCGUGUACCAAGACAACAUCACCAACAGAAACGUGGUAAACGACCUGCACGGCAGGUCUGAAGGAAACAGUCCGUCCUUCGUUCACUCUGCUACGCAGCCAGUCGGCAUCACGUCGCGUCCGUCCCACUUUGCCGCCAGCGCCAACACUGGCAAUUUCUCCCUUCGCCAUGUCGAGAACGGUCCCGCGCGCGCCGGCGCGGAGCCCUCCGGUGUGUACCGGCCCCCCACCUCGCACCUCAGCAACAGCAGCCUGCCCUUUGAGGACGACGCGGACGACCCGCACCCGAUGCCAAUCGUUGUCAGCGACGGCCGCCCCGCACCGGGUGUCGUGUCCAGCAGGGUGGUGACUUCGCGGAGUUUCGUCGGGGGACGGGAGGGAUCGUCGCCGCCGCAACGCCGAGCGCCACCGCGUGUCAUUCCGGUAGAGACGGUUGCGCCGUCGCCGGUCAGGGAGAAGGCUGCGGCGGGUGCCAUUGAAAGCACACCGACUGGCUCCCCUGGCAAGCCGACGCCAAACGUGGGUGGGAAUAGUGGUGCGCACAACAGCAGCAAGCAGCGUAGGAGCAGCAGCAGCAGCCAAAGCGCUCGAAGUGACGAAAACGGAGAGAGGUCGGGCCACGGCAACGACGACAAACGACUCGAUAAGUCUCCUUUUAGCUUCUCACUGGAUCGCUAUGGCGGUGCGUACGCUGCGGGCGGCGGCGAUGGCCGUGUGGCCCCCACAAACCCAACGGAGCCGCCCGCGACCGCCGCGGACGCCGCAGCAUCUCCUGCUGACUCGUACGUGAGUGACACUCCUGCUGCGGCGGAGGAGAGCCCUGUGGCGUCGCGAGACCUGCUUGAUCGUUACACCCCGGCCCCCGCGAGUGAUUCGGAGGGCGAACGGGACAAUGAGGUCAUCUCCCGCUCGGCAUUGGAUUAG
Messenger RNA from Leptomonas pyrrhocoris, 2322 nucleotides. RefSeq lists its product as hypothetical. NCBI's taxonomy places the organism in Eukaryota, Euglenozoa, Kinetoplastea, Trypanosomatida, Trypanosomatidae. The record is from RefSeq and is a predicted model, not a curated record. The transcript has a single exon. Bases 1 to 2322 code for a protein of 773 amino acids.